UAGGAGCCUGGUACUGAGGUGCUUGGUUACAUAGUUUGAAGACAACAAGAAAUCUAAACGGGCAAAACUGACAAAGUUGGACCUCCUCGAAAAUACUCCCUUUAGCCAUUAAACUAACUAAAACAUGGCUAGCAACGAUAAGGAGUUCCGAAUGACCAAAGAGGAGGUGGAUAAGUUAGAAAAAGCAAUGAAAAAUGAGGAAUUUCGCAAGUUGCUUGUGGAGUAUGCUCAAGAAAUAUCAGAUCCUGAGAACAAAAAGAGAUAUGAAGAAGAAAUAAGACAAAUGGAAAAUGAACGAGGAAUGGAUGUCAUGUUUGUAAAUCCUGAGGAAGGAUUUGUUGUGAAGACAACCAGAGAAACAGAUGGAAUAAAGGCAUUUGUAAAUAUAUGCUAUAAUCAGCAUAUUGAGAAGGCAACUUUCCGCAUGGCUGAGAAAGGAGAUGGCACUGAAAGGAAAAAAGGCCAACAGUGGAGCAUCCCCUAUAGCUUGGCUCAACCAAGAGAUGACUUUGAUAGAGCUGGAAAGAAAUGUGUCACUUUUGAUGUAGUUUUCCAUCCUGAUACAUACAAAAAAUGUACCAAGAUGCCUCAAUUCAAGAAAAUGGUGAUAGAAACAGCAUUGGAAGGAAUAGAGAGACAGUUGAAUAUCAAGCUUAACAAGAAAAAUUUGAAAUUCCCCAAAAUGAAGUUCAAGGGCAUGAAACAAGCAACUGUUAUUAGGAACAAGUCAAAUGAGAAUAGUUUCAAGAAACCCAAUGAAGGCAUCACUAUUGGUGACAAGACCAUUCCAUAUCCCUAUGCUGAUCAACCAACUUGUGCAAACAAGCAGGCACACAAGAGCAGAACCCCAGGGCAGAAUACGAGCAAAGUCAAAGAUAAUAAUGCAGAUACAAGGGACCCUAGAAAUCCCGAAUAUACCAUACUCCAUCGCGGCAUUAUAGACUUCCAGAACUUUACAAAUGCAAGAGACUCUUGUACCAGCACUCGGCCUAAAGAGCUUGUCAUAAGAAUCGAUCUUCCUGAUUUGAAAUCAGCAGGUAGCGUGGAGUUGGAUAUCUUUGAGAAGCAGCUGCUAUUAAACAAUGAGGUUCCACCCUACCACCUUGAUAUUACUCUGCCCUACCCUAUCGAUGAAAACAAAGGGUCUGCCAAAUUUGACAAGAGCAAACAGCAGCUCGUGGUGACUCUACUAGUCCUACCGCCUCCUCCACCACCCCAGGUAACAACCUUCCCUGACCCAGCCGAUGAAGAAGCAGGACAGGGGGAUGCGGCGCAGCAAGACCCAGAGGGGUCAUCACAGGCGCAAGAGACAGAUGGGAAGGGACAGACUGGUAAACGUGUGCAAGAGGACGGCCUCUUUUUAGAAAACGAGCAUGGCCCAGACAAUGGCAACCUCAGUCCUCCAAACUCUUCAACGGAGUCUGAAGUCACAAUAGACAAUGCACAUAUAGAAACCAAGCAAGACAUUUCCCCAGUUGACGGAAAUCCUGGAAGUACAAGCAAUGACCUAGAAAAAGAUGCCUCAGUCGCAGAUAAUUCAAGUGAAGACAAAAUGGAGGCACAUGAAAACAUGCAGGGUGUGAAUGAUGCUGCUGAUGAAAACAUGCAGGAUGUGAAUGAUGCUGCUGAUGAUAACAUGCAGGGUGUGAAUGAUGCUGCUGAUGAAAACAUGCAGGGUGUGAAUGAUGCUGCUGAUGAAAACGUGCUAGGUGUGAAUGAUGUUGAUGACGCCCAGGCUGUCAAUCACGCGAGUGGCAUAAACUUUGAACUACCAGAUUUGUCUUUCCCGUUCUUCAAGUGUCCCUCCUACUCAUAUCACCAGGACGAUGACACUAUUACCUUCGUCAUCCACGAGUCGGGCGUCACCCUCAAUAACGUCUCCCUGGGUUUCCUUGAAAACAUGUGUUACAUCAGCUUUCCUUCUGUGAUCACCCCUCAUGGUCAGCCCGGCCAAGACUUCGCUCUCUAUGUCACUUUCAACGAGGGUCAAAACCUUGACCCAGACCUCUGCGAUAUCAAUGUGGCCGAGAACAGUCUGGUGCUUACCCUGCAAAAGGAUGAUUCCUGCAAAGGACUCUGGGAUACGUUUAAGGCGGGACCAAGUGAAGAAAAUCUAGAGGAGAGGUACUUUGUGACCGAGAGUAAUUUAGAGGCCAUGAUGGAGGAGAUCGCUGCACAGGAUCCUUGGGCCAAGCAGUCUAGCUUUACCACGGAUCUGGAAGUGACUGCUUUCUCAGAAGAGAGCUUGAGUGUUAAGCUCGAGAGUAAGCCUCUAGGAGCACAGAUAGAACCACCGCCAGACGGCCACGUGGUACCACAACAGGGCAUGCCACUGGUGACGGAACGAGAACUCGGCAAUCUCACUUCCAAGCUUCAGGAUUCCUCUCUCGCCAGUCCCGAUGAAGGGGUUGUGUCAGACAUCAGCGCAAAAGGCAAGAAGGUCGCGUUUUCUUCAAGUCUCGCGCAAAGUCUGAUCACGGAGGAUGAAAACAGGGAGCAAAGCAAUUCCAAAAUGUGUCGCUCCGAUAGUGUCGACUCCGCCUCGUCUGACCGAUCGGAUAGCGACAUCUACACGAAUGGUGUCCGGAUGAGAAAGUCGUGUCUCCGACGCACGUCGAGCACGUGUUCGGAAGACUCGGAGGAAUUCGACUACUCCGGUCCGCUCUCUCCUGAAUCUCCUGGUAAGAAAAACGUGCGCUUCAACCUUAAUCACAAUGUAAGAGUUUUCAGCAAUAAGAAGGAUAAGAAGAGGUGGAAGAUGGGACAGCGGUUGAAAGAGCAGAAAGAAGGCCGUGGAGUGGGUUCUGUCUCGCCGAGCGGAAGUGUUUCAUCAAACGGCUCUAUACCGGAAAGCGGUGAAGGAGUGAAACCCAAAGUCAACGGAAAAAGCAGAAAGGACAGUGAGUCUAGCGCGGACGAGGAAUGGACUUGUAAACAAACCAGUUCUUCACUCAGCAACACCUUGAUUUUCGAGCUAGACGAUUGAAAGGGAGGGGGGGGGGGGUGGCUAGCCACGUUUAAAAAAGUCGGGUAGGGAUGUUUAUAUGUAAAUUAAUAGGACUAGAUCGGUGAAAGUCCCCACAAUAAGUUCGUGCAGUGAAGGAUGGUAUAAUCCUCUAAGACCGAGUGCUCCCCCUCGACUCCCUGCGCUACACCCCGCAUCUGCUGUUGGGCCUUGGCUGUUUGUGGUUGGCCUGUUGAAGAAAAGCCUACUCCUCUCUAGAGACAGGAGUAGUAUUUUCCCACCGAAUACACGUUAACACUUUUUCAGGAGAAUAACCCAAUAACAUCCCUACCGAGACGGGGUAAUUGCCAUGGCAUGGUAAACUAGAGUUAAGUAUCUUGUUAUUGUGGUAUCUAAAAGUAACUUCAAUUUGGAACGUGGGUUCAUGGUGUGGAAUUAAUAAAGUGCAUUGUUCGAGGAAA
Molecule: messenger RNA, 3426 nt
Organism: Nematostella vectensis (starlet sea anemone)
Lineage: Eukaryota; Metazoa; Cnidaria; Anthozoa; Actiniaria; Edwardsiidae
Product: protein kintoun-like
Exons: 17
Coding region: 125-2986 (953 amino acids)
Biological process (GO): axonemal dynein complex assembly
Cellular component (GO): cytoplasm
Source: RefSeq, a predicted model, not a curated record